This is a messenger RNA of Aphanomyces astaci, 1816 nucleotides long. RefSeq lists its product as hypothetical. NCBI's taxonomy places the organism in Eukaryota, Oomycota, Saprolegniomycetes, Saprolegniales, Verrucalvaceae. Gene Ontology annotation, molecular function: ferric iron binding; ferrous iron binding; acid phosphatase activity. The coding region runs from base 518 to 1816 and encodes 432 amino acids. The transcript is spliced from 7 exons. The record is from RefSeq and is a predicted model, not a curated record.
GCAGGGCGCUUUGCGAACUGUCCGCGCUGCUGCAGCGUCGUCAGCACCAUGGGCACCACCACCACAGCUCAUGAAGAUGAGCCCACACGCUUUGAGCGUACGUCCGCUGCACUACCAGGAUCGUCGAAGGAUGAGUUUGGCGCCGCUGAAGCGACAGAUCAAACACGUCCACGACCAUCGCCUGCCCAUUGCCACAUCCAACGGGUUCACGCGUAUUCCUGUGGGAUCACGCACUCGGCAACGUUCUCGUGGUGCGAUGUUGACCUUGUUCCCUGGACUUUUUGAAGCUCCGAACGUUCUUGUCGAGGUUCACAGCAAUCCCAUGGAUAUCAUGGGGCCUGCAUCGCAGUCCAUAGUGGUGCGAUUCCUCCCUAAGCGAUAUGAACGUGGUCAAUAGUCUUACUGAUAUCGAGUAGAGCCAAGCAGGCGCUUCGCACAUCCAUGUUCGCCAAGAUGGAGUGACCGAGGUAAGUGCUACCCGUUGAUUCGUGGAUUCAUUAUUUUGCAUUAUGUCAAGAUGGUAUGCAACUCCGCCGACGUCGACGCGCUGCGCUCGGCGGUAGCUUCGUUGGGCAUUCCACACAUACAUGUGAAGCAAGACUGUUCUCCAUUGAGGUUGUCUCGUAACGCGCGGAACGCGGUCGCUGCAGCGUACGAGUACUUGCAAAUCGGUGCCGUCGUCGUGUCUCCCUACUUGCUGACGUCGCUGAAGUGUCUGGACGACCAUGGAGGCAAUGCAGUGGUAGCAGGGAGCGUCAUGGCGACGUGGGCGGCGUCGCUCGUGGCGGGUUCGAUGGUUCCGACACGAACUAGCUCUCCAAGGCUGGUGCUGAUUGCCGCGACGGCUCCGUUGGGGCUCACUGCGCUUGUGAAUCAGCGCCACCAAAGCAAGAUUAUGAUGGAAUCCAGUAUUCUACUCGACGCCACGACUACGACCAAGCGCUAUGCGUUCAAGACCAAAGUGUCCGCGUUAGCUGCCGUCGUUGCCACAUGUAUGGUGGUGUCGUUUGUCGUUGUACACAAGGUGUACCUUCCGGCAUUGGCCACGACGACUGGAAACGUCGUCGCAUCGUCGUAUGCACGAGUCCCUGCCUUGGCGGACCCAGAAACGUCGGCGGUAGCGUUUUCCUUCUUGGCCAUUGGAGAUUGGGGAGGCACAUUGGGCAAAACAAAGGGCAUUCCUGGCACUUGUUGCAAGCUGAGCCAUCGACUUGACGAAUCCCCGUUCAAAGUCGACUCUUUCGCCCAAGAAUAUGUGGCGGCGCUGCUGGCCAUCCACGGCGACAACUUCUACUGGAGUGGUGUGGGCACGGCCGACGUACAGUACCGACUGGAGCAGUCGUUUGAAAACGUGUACAGCGCGCCGAGUCUGCGGGCCAUUCCAUGGCUCAACGUGGCCGGCAACCACGACCUCGGCGGCAAUUCUUUCAUUUGUGGGGACGCCGAUGGACACUUCCGAGAAUGUUCUGUGGACGAAUUAGUAGAAUUCUUGGACAUUCGGUUCCAAGCCCAGGCCAAGUACACGAGUCCCCAUCACAACCGAUGGGUGCUAAGAGACCACUACUACGUCGAGCGUGUGGCCAGGGACGGUGUCAGCGUAGACAUCUUCAACUUGGACACGAAUCACGCGGUACAACACGGCGUCCAGGACGUUUGCUGUCAAUGCUUUGGCUACGAGGCCAAGUUUGGACUCAACCAAACUGAAGUGUGCGACGAUGUUAUGGCUGGCGAUCUUGGCUGCGCCGGCGGCAAUCGCGAGAUGCUGGAUGCCUGUGUGGACAAGAUUGAAGCGUGGGCAAAGGAUUCUUAUGCGUGA